This is a messenger RNA of Uncinocarpus reesii 1704, 540 nucleotides long. RefSeq lists its product as uncharacterized. The transcript has a single exon. The record is from RefSeq and is a predicted model, not a curated record. Lineage: Eukaryota; Fungi; Ascomycota; Eurotiomycetes; Onygenales; Onygenaceae. Bases 1 to 540 code for a protein of 179 amino acids.
AUGCCGCCUUCAUCUCAACAUUCACCCAAGUCGCAGGCCCUCGCCGGGCCCGAGACGGACUUGUCUCCCUACGAGGUUAUGCUCGCAUCCGCUGACUAUUUCACUAAUCCCGAGGGUGCAGCCCACCCUCUUCCUCCCGAAUACCCAGUCUAUUAUUUCUUCUACGGCACUUUGACUGCUCCUGUAACCAUAAAGAGGAUUCUCGACCUUGCGGAAGAACCAAAAGUCAGAAAGGCCCAGAUCAUCGGCUACGCUCUGGGCAAAUGGGGAGACUAUCCUGCUUUAAUCGACGGUGAGCAAGGCCAAGUUGUCUCUGGGGCUGCGUAUCUUGUGGAGUCUGAAGAGCAGGCUGAAAAGCUCGCCUACUAUGAGACGAACGCGUACAAGGUCGCUCCUUGCUGGAUCUUCUUUACGGACAAUGGGACACCAGCAGAAGCGUCUGGCAAGACAUUCGAGUAUGCCGGGGAUCCAAAGGCCUUGCUAGAGCAGCGAUUCGAUCGUAAACUUUGGGCCCUGCAAAUGGGCAACAGGCUGGGAUGA